Molecule: messenger RNA, 1578 nt
Organism: Diaporthe batatas
Lineage: Eukaryota; Fungi; Ascomycota; Sordariomycetes; Diaporthales; Diaporthaceae
Exons: 4
Coding region: 1-1578 (525 amino acids)
Biological process (GO): nucleobase transport; transmembrane transport
Cellular component (GO): plasma membrane
Molecular function (GO): nucleobase transmembrane transporter activity
Source: RefSeq, a predicted model, not a curated record
AUGGGUUUCCACCUCCGCCGACGGCUGGAGCUCCGCUCUGAGGGAAACGAAUUCAGCAGAGAUGGGAGCAGAGUAUCGAACAAAGAUCUGGAUCCAGUGCCACUGGACUCGCCGCAGCGGACAUGGGGGUGGCCCAGCCUUCUGGGGUUCUGGAUUGCAGAGGCAUUUUCCAUCUCGAUGUAUCAGGGCCUCAACCCAGGCCUGGCCAUCCUGGCCGUCUUCAUCGGGCACUGCCUCGUCUGCGUGCCAGCCAUGCUCGACGGCUAUGUCGGCUGUGUGCUGGGAAUCAACUUUCCCGUACUGACCCGGGCCUCCUUCGGCAUGCGAGGCUCUUACCUCGCCGUCUUCCUUCGCGGCGUGGUCGCGUGCAUCUGGUUCGGCACGCAGUCCUUCCAGGGAGGACAGUGCCUUGCAGUUAUGAUCUCGGCCAUCUGGCCGCAGUUCAACAACUUCCCCAACCGCCUGCCCGCGUCCGCUCACGUCACGAGCUCGGAGCUGUUGUGUUUCUUCCUCUUUAUAGUGAUCCAGCUGCCGUUGCUGUGGUUGCAUGUGAGCAGCCUGCGCUACAUGUUCAUGGCCAAGACGAUCAUUAUGCCUGUUUUUGGCCUGGCACUAUUCAUCUGGGCGCUCGUUGCAGCCCAGGGCUUCGGUCCAACCUUCUCCAAGCCCACUCAUAUCAAAGACGGCACCCCGGUCGUGGUAGUCUUCUUCCAGUGCGUCACCUCCGCCAUCGGACCCAAGGCUACCCUCGCCCUCAACAUGCCUGACUUUACACGCUACGCGAAAUCCUCCCGACACGUGCUCUGGGCCCAAGCCGUAGGCCUCAUCGUCCUCGUCACCCUCUGUGGUGUCCUCGGCGCCACUGUCUCAUCAGCGUCCGAGGUCAUCUACGGCCGGGUAACAUGGAACCCGCUCGAGGUCGCAAGGCUGUGGGAUAACCGCGCCGCACAAUUCUUUGCGGCAUUAUGCUGGGCCUUUGCUGUGAUCGGGACCAAUAUCAGCGCAAAUUCCGUGAGCUUUGGGAAUGACCUGAGCUUGUGGUUUCCGCGGUACAUCAACAAUCGGCGUGGCCACUACGUCUGUGCCCUUCUGGGCGUCUGCGCCGUGCCGUGGUAUAUUCAGUAUAGCGCGGCAUCCUUCUCCUCCUUCCUUGGUGGUUACUCACUCUUCCUGGGCUCUGUUGCGGGCAUCAUCGUCUGCGACUACUGGAUAUGUCGGGCCAGGAGUUUGAGGAUCUCCUCACUAUACGACCCCAAAGGCACCCAUUACUACAUCAUGGGCUUCAACCCGCGCGCCCUAAUCGCGUUCAUAUUUGGAAUCGUGCCAAACAUGCCUGGGCUUGCCGCGGCCUGCGGUGUCAGGGGAAUUCCUAAAGGCGCAGUAUACCUAUACAGCCUCAGCUGGCUUGUGAGCAUCCUAGUUUCGGGAUCCACCUACUGGCUGUGCUGGAGAAUAUGGCCUUUCCCUAUCGAUCAGAAGCACGAGGUAAUUAUUGACGGCCAGACGACACAAGACCACGCCUCUCUUCACGGAGGUGACCAAAAGGACAUCGACUUUGGCACGCACGCGGUUCCAUGA